AUGCGGGAAAUGAAGAAAAAUGCCAAUGGCGAUAAGAAAAAUAAGAGGCGAAGAGUUGCUCUGGCGUGUGAAGGCUGUCGUCAAAGAAAAACUCGUUGUGAUGGGGUGCAGCCGACAUGUGGAAUAUGUCAAAAAAGGAAGAUUUCUUGCGUAUAUGGAAAGCGAUAUACAAGAGCGCACGUAAGUGUAGAUUAUGUCAAGAGCUUAGAGGAGAAAUUAGGAAUAUUAUCAAAUGAUGGCAAACCUAAAUCUAAUUAUUUUGAUCGUUCCCCAUCUGUAGCUAGUACGCACAGCAUAAAGGAUGAAGACCUACAUGAUGAGGAUGAAGAUGAAGAUGAAAAAAAUAAUGAAGAUUACGAGGAAAUAGAAAAAAAAUCUAAUGAAGGCUCUGAAACUAAUACUCAUAUAAUCGUUUCAUACCCCGAUUCUGUAAUUUCUGAAGCUCAAUUCUCACCCGAUAUACAACGACAACAUUUCAGGUUUAACCAGACUGAAAGUUCUGAAUAUUCAACGACAGAUGCUAUGGGUGCAGGUUCAGGAACACACCCGAAUGUGAAAAAUAAAGAUAAGAGUUUCUACGGAAAGUCCGCAGCUAUGUCUUUCAUGAAAGAGCUUUUUGUAUCAGUAGACGGUGGCAAGCUGAGUGAUGAAGAAGUGGAAUCAUCUAGAAAAUGUAAAUACAAAAUGACCCGGUCUGGUAAACCAUCAAAUAAGAGUAUAGAUAGCAUAAAGCUCCCGCCUAGAAGUGUUGCCAAUAAUUAUGUGAAGAAUUACUUCGAUUACGCAUAUCCCCUUUAUCCCUUUAUCCACAAACCAACAUUUAUGGCUGCAUACGAGGAAAUAUGGUCGGCAGGUGGAGAUAGAUCUGAAGUUGAUGAAUUGUUUUAUUCGAUAGUUAAUGUAAUAUUCGCAUUUGGGUAUCGUUUAUCUCCAACUGGCGAAUUAUUGGAAACGAAUGCCAAUGCCAACGUCUAUUUUGAAAGGUCUCAAGAAUUAUUGAAGUUUCAUUUAAUGGAUUCUGGGUCACUUUUGUUAAUUCAAGCUUUGUUAUUAACAGGACAAUUUCUACAAGCUACAACACGGCUGGCCGGAUGUUGGAAUAUAGUUGGUCUCGCAAUACGUAUCGCUCAGGGUUUAGGACUCCACAUGGAAAAAAGUAUGUCGCCCAAACGAAGCUAUAUAGAACAGGAAAUCGAGAAGAGAUUAUGGGACGGCUGUUUAUUGAUGGAUAAAAUAGUCUCUAUGACAUUUGGGAGACCGUUGAUGGUUGUCCAGGAUCACGUACAGGAAGCGCCUGUUUAUAUUGAUGACGAAUUUAUUACCGACACAAGUAUAAAUUACCCACCGAUAGAAAAGCCUUCAGUUUUGAGUUUUGUUUCCGAAACUGUGAAAUUGUAUGAUAUAUUGGCAGAGAUUUUAAAUAUUUUUUAUACAGAUAGUGGACCUGACUGUGUGGAUUUGCUUAUAAGUAUUUUCAAAUUCCAAGAAAGACUAUAUGAUUUUCAAGAUAAUAUUCCAACCCAUAUUAAGUUUGGCCAUGGUUUGCUUGAAACACCAUAUCAGCGACAGAGUAUUGUAUUACAUAUAAGGUAUUUGCAUUUGAAAAUAAUGCUUUACAGACCUGUUUUAUUUCCUAAGAAUAGAGAUCAAGUUUCUAAUAGUGGGAUAAAUCGUACGGAAUUAUACAUGUCCAGUCAGAGAUCUAUCUCAGCAUUAUGUGUUGAUACCGCUAUGGAGUUGAUUAGUAUGAUAAAUAGGUAUAGAUCGGCUGAUAUAACUUUGCUACCUGCUAUCUGGUAUAAUGUUUUUUAUAUUUAUACGGCUGCAUCAGUUUUGUUAGCUGCAAAACUCCAACCUAGCUUACAGGAUGAUUUGGACAAAAUAAAGUUUGAAUCAUCUUGGACGAUGAUGAGUGAGUUACUAUCUUCGUACAAGUCACAAUCAAAAUCUGCAGCUCGAUGUUUAAAGGUUUUAGAGAUGAUGAACGAUAGAAUCAAGUUUACAAGUCAAAAGCGUUCUAAAAAAAAUUACGGCACUCAUCACCAGCCAGAAGAAAGUUACUCUACUAAUAGCGAAUCUGAAAUCCCUACAGAUUUGCUUUACUCGUUGAUGUAUGAUACUGAGGGACCGUUUGGAGGUCCUUUCUUUUAUAAUAAUGAGUUUGAUCGUAUUAUAUAG
This is a messenger RNA of Debaryomyces hansenii CBS767, 2178 nucleotides long. RefSeq names its product DEHA2C00946p. The transcript has a single exon. Gene Ontology annotation, cellular component: nucleus. Bases 1 to 2178 code for a protein of 725 amino acids. Lineage: Eukaryota; Fungi; Ascomycota; Pichiomycetes; Serinales; Debaryomycetaceae. The record is from RefSeq and is a predicted model, not a curated record. Gene Ontology annotation, molecular function: RNA polymerase II cis-regulatory region sequence-specific DNA binding; DNA-binding transcription factor activity, RNA polymerase II-specific; zinc ion binding. Gene Ontology annotation, biological process: positive regulation of transcription from RNA polymerase II promoter by galactose; DNA-templated transcription.